AUGCCCUGCUGCACAGACGGGGGGUCGCCGCUGUGCGCCAAGGCCCCCCAGGUCAGCGGGGUCAGAGUUCAGCUGGAGAUGCAGGCUCUGUGGCAGCAGUUUGACCUGCUGGGCACAGAGAUGAUUGUGACCAAAGCUGGAAGGAGGAUGUUUCCCACGUUUCAAGUUCGAAUCUCAGGGAUGGAUCCCUCUGCUGAAUAUGUUCUGCUCAUGGACUUCAUCCCUGUCGAUGACAAACGAUACAGAUACGCCUUCCACAGCUCGUCCUGGUUGGUUGCAGGGAGGGCAGACGUGGCAGCACCCAGCAGGAUGCAUUUCCAUCCAGACUCCCCUGCUCGUGGGGCUCAGUGGAUGAAGCAAACCGUUUCCUUUGACACUUUGAAGCUCACCAACAACCUGCUGGAUGACAACGGACAUAUGAUAUUAAACUCCAUGCACCGCUACCAGCCGCGCUUCCAUGUGGUGUACGCAGACCCGGGACCCAACAGUCAUUUAAAUGCAUACAGGAACUUCUGUUCCUUCUCAUUCAAAGAGACUCAGUUCAUGGCCGUCACUGCUUAUCAGAACCACAGGAUUACACAGCUGAAAAUUGCGAGUAACCCCUUUGCUAAAGGCUUCAGGACACCAGACCCCCAGACCUGGUGA
Messenger RNA from Salarias fasciatus (jewelled blenny), 645 nucleotides. Its product is annotated as T-box transcription factor TBX1. The transcript is spliced from 5 exons. Gene Ontology annotation, molecular function: DNA-binding transcription factor activity, RNA polymerase II-specific; RNA polymerase II cis-regulatory region sequence-specific DNA binding. Gene Ontology annotation, biological process: positive regulation of DNA-templated transcription; cell fate specification; regulation of transcription by RNA polymerase II. Lineage: Eukaryota; Metazoa; Chordata; Actinopteri; Blenniiformes; Blenniidae. The coding region runs from base 1 to 645 and encodes 214 amino acids. The record is from RefSeq and is a predicted model, not a curated record. Gene Ontology annotation, cellular component: chromatin; nucleus.